Paracoccidioides lutzii Pb01 is the source of this 822-nucleotide messenger RNA. RefSeq lists its product as hypothetical. The coding region runs from base 1 to 822 and encodes 273 amino acids. The record is from RefSeq and is a predicted model, not a curated record. The transcript has a single exon.
AUGGUCAAUCUACGUUCGGGUGGAACGCCAGGUUUGACAGAAGAAUACGUGCCAAAAAGGAGACAAAACCGAGGAUCUGAGGAUAGGACCCCGGAGAAUAGGACUCCAGAGCCCGCAGGUUCACUGCCUACACCUAUUACAGUCUGUAGGAGUGCCCCUGGAGUGUUUGAGAUAGACAAGACGAUUCUGGAGGAAUCAAACGAGUCUAACAACGCAUACGAAGACCUGGUUGACGAAAUGUCAGAGAAUACAGUUGACCCUAGUGGCCAGGUGUCAGGAGUUAGUGAAGAAACCCUGAUGAGAUUAGAGAUUGCAGAACUUCAGCGAGAAGUUGAAAUGAUAAGAGCUAGCAGGGAGGCACUCACUACCAAUGCUAGUGGCAAUGAAAUGAGUGAAGAUCUUGUGAACUAUCUACAGAGAAGAGGCAGGACUACUGCCAUAAUGAAAAUCUUGGCUGAAUUUAGGGACCAAGUGAAGCACAUCAAGAAAUCUGUCAUUCUGACUGGUUCCGCGAACUAUCCAAUGUGGAGGGAAGAGAUCCUACUGGCUGCUAAGCAAUCUGAAACCGAUGAUAUCCUCAACCAGAAGCAAUCUGCCCCUGAGGAUGGUGCCAGUAUGGAUAUGCAACGUUUUUGGACUGAAAGGAAUGUAUGGCUCUAUAACCAUAUGUGGUCUGCAAUCUCACCUGCAGCGAGAUCUCAUUUUACAAUACCAUCAGAUCAUCAGUUGUCGGCAUAUAUUCUAUGGACAAUCAUAGAAGAGAACUUCUCAGAGAGGCCUGCAGUCCGCCGCACCCGUCUAAGAAAUUAUUCAGUCUUUUAA